Messenger RNA from Neurospora tetraspora, 1081 nucleotides. RefSeq lists its product as uncharacterized. Lineage: Eukaryota; Fungi; Ascomycota; Sordariomycetes; Sordariales; Sordariaceae. The record is from RefSeq and is a predicted model, not a curated record. The transcript has 2 exons. Bases 32 to 832 code for a protein of 266 amino acids.
GGAUAAUGGCCGCUCCAAUCUCUAUUUCUUGAUGGCCUACUUCAAGCUCCAGGUCGGACAACUUCAUGCGCUGGUCUCUAUCUGCGGACAGAUUCGAGACGAGGUCCUUUCGGAAUACUUUCACCGAACUCAAGUUUAUCUCUGGUACCAUGUCAACCUACAUGUACCUUGCGCAAUGCAACACAUCAUGUCCUCUCUUCUAUUUGCGUCCUAUACUCAGCACGUCAGUCUUCGUUGGGAUAUAGAUAGUUUUUACGUCAUGCCCAGCACCCUGGAUUGGCUGUUGCAGCUGAAGCAGCUCAAGACUCUCGAGCUGUUGAUAACCCGUUCGUAUUUGCCUCCUAUCAUCUCCAAAUAUCAUGAAGAGAAUUUGUUUCCGCAAAGUAUGAAGUUGGCUCUCGACGACUAUUUCGGCUCCAUACACUUUCAGAGACUCACAACCCUGCGCAAUCUGGAGAAAAUUGUCGUCAAGCUCUGUUUCGGGCCGCACAGGUGGUGCCCGAGCCCAGAAGUUCAUGCGGGUAUUUGGGAAAGAACACCUCGAUUUCAGAAGAUUAAGGAGACUCUCUCGGAGUCAGUGCGGGAGGACCUCAGACAGGUAUGCUGUACUCUCCCGAUGGGGGUUCCCCUCCCUUUCUCUCCCGCUUCCUUGAAAACAAACGCUGACUCACAAUCUCGUGCGUUGAUGUCAUUUAGCCAGAGCAACAGCCGACCUACGUAUUUGAGCAGCACAUCGGUGCCAUCGAUCCCGAGUGGCCUCGGUCUUAUAGGAUUUGAUGCCAUCCUCAGGUGCUUCAUUUCCCUCAGCUUUUUUUUUGCGGAUGAGGGUUGAAUUUGCGAAGUUUUCUCGACAAGGUGUUCUGGGGGAGGUAAUGGGUUUUAGUCCACUAUGACGAUCCGACCGUUUGUCGGUGCAUAGAGGUAUGCAGGUCGUCCCCUUCUGGUCUCUCUCAGCGACCAGACUGUCGUUUGGUGACCUUGAGCCAAUCCGUUAGACGCAAAUUUGAAUUUUCUUGUUGCAUGAGUUCAGUUGACUGGUUUUCCUCGUCGUGCGGUCUCUACCUUCGUCGUGGUCAUGGAG